Molecule: messenger RNA, 496 nt
Organism: Ectocarpus sp. CCAP 1310/34
Lineage: Eukaryota; Phaeophyceae; Ectocarpales; Ectocarpaceae
Source: the annotation of a GenBank genome assembly
GGGCAUGCGCAAGGACAUCGAGUGCUGCUAUGGAAGAGUGAAGGGACGCUUCCGCCUGUUCAAGGCAGGCAUUCUCUAUAAGACCCGCGACAGCAUCGACAACCCAUGGUUCACGGCGUGCAUCCUCCACAACAUGCUUCACCACUGCGACAAACUGGACGUCAUGACGGAGGCGACCGGCUGGCGGGGAUCGGCCGGGCCGUUGGGGGGGGGCGAGCCAGAUGUAGGCACGGGGGACCACAACGACAGCGAGAAACCAUCCCCAGGGUUCGAAGAGUUUCGCGCGAAGCUCGUCACCCACUUCUCUGUAGCAUGGACCAGGCAGGAGGUUGUGUGGUUUCAGAGGGCAGCGGUAUGAGAGGCGUAGACAGCCUCCAGAUUACGUUGUGUCUGUUUUCUGUUCUCUUACCCCUGCCGUCAGCAUAGGUCAGUAGGACGACUGCUUCCUGUGCGAGUUUGUCGUCGCCUCGAUUGUCUAACUAUUGCUCGUGUAUUU